Sipha flava (yellow sugarcane aphid) is the source of this 1405-nucleotide messenger RNA. It is a transcript of the gene Hph, whose product is annotated as egl nine homolog 1. Lineage: Eukaryota; Metazoa; Arthropoda; Insecta; Hemiptera; Aphididae. Gene Ontology annotation, cellular component: cytoplasm; nucleus. The record is from RefSeq and is a predicted model, not a curated record. The transcript has 6 exons. Bases 242 to 1015 code for a protein of 257 amino acids. Gene Ontology annotation, biological process: peptidyl-proline hydroxylation to 4-hydroxy-L-proline; cellular response to hypoxia. Gene Ontology annotation, molecular function: ferrous iron binding; L-ascorbic acid binding; peptidyl-proline 4-dioxygenase activity.
AUUAUUAUUAUUAUUAUGGAGGUUCUGUGUUUUCCCUGUGGCGUACGUGCAGUCGUACGUCCGUGUUACUCACUCGGUUUCGCGUUUUCUGCUGAUCGUGUGUCUGUGUGUGUUUGUGUGUGCGAGAGGGAGUGAGAGCCUGUGCGAAUAUCAAUGUUUUCUCUUUCAGCGUAUUAUUGUACAAUCGAAGAUCUGUCAUUCGUCGCGAGCUUGCCGUCCGUCUUUUGAAAAUGACUUUGUAAUGGGGCGUAAUCGCAAGAAAAGAACAAAUCACAGUGUUCAAACCAUUAAUGUACCAAUGUCGCAACGUAGUGAUUAUGUUGACCUGUGUCGUAAUAUCAUUCGUGACAUGGACCAGUAUGGAGUGUGCGUGUUGGACAAUUUUCUCGGUUAUGAACGUGGUAUGACCGUUCUUGAUGAAGUAUUGAAUUUAUACAACAUGGGAGUGUUUAAAGAUGGACAGUUAGUUCGAAACAAAGCUAAUAAUAAUCUCAAAACUAUACGUGGUGAUCAGAUCAUUUGGGUAGAUGGUCGUGAGGAGUGUUGUAAAUAUAUUGGACAGCUUAUUAGUGAUGUUGAUGCUGUAGUCAUGGGAUCAAACCAAAUGAACGAUAAUGGAAAACUUGGGAACUAUACUAUUAAUGGCCGUACUAAAGCUAUGGUUGCUUGUUAUCCAGGACAUGGAUCUCAUUAUGUCAAGCAUGUUGAUAAUCCAAAUAAAGAUGGCCGAUGUAUUACUGCAAUAUAUUAUUUAAAUAAAGACUGGGAUAUUAAAGAAAAUGGUGGAUUAUUAAGAAUAUUUCCAGAAGGUUGGAGUGACCAAGUUGCAGAUAUAGAACCAUUAUUUGAUAGAAUUCUAUUUUUUUGGUCUGACCGAAGAAAUCCUCACGAAGUUCAACCAGCAUUUAAAACUAGGUAUGCAAUAACUCUUUGGUAUUUUGAUGGCAAUGAAAAAGAAGAAGCUGGAAGAAGAUUUCAAGAUGCAAGUGACUUAAAUAGCAUGCAUGUUCCAUAGUCCUAAAAAUACCAGUAAUAUCUCACCGACUGUUAAAUUGGACUCUUGAAACUCUGUAUUGAUCUUUUUUAAGAAUUAAUGUUACUCUCUAGGCGGUCUGUAAACUGAAAUUUACUCAGUUAUUAGAUCAAUGUUUUUAAUCUGUGAUUUCAUUAACUGAAAUUAGUAUAAUUGACUCCUUGUUACAAUUUCAAUGUAAUUUAAUCAUUAUUUUUACAUUUUAAACAAGCGGCUCAAUCUAUUUACUUUAGAUAAAAUUUAUAUGAAAUAUUUUCUUUUUUUUUGAAAGAGACUAAUGUUUAUAUAUUUAUAAAUAAAAUACAGUUUGAAUUAAUUACAAUUUUAAAAAUUUGUUUUGUUGAACAACUUUUAUACAGACUUGAAUUUUAG